This is a messenger RNA of Drosophila ananassae, 1038 nucleotides long. RefSeq lists its product as uncharacterized. Bases 590 to 823 code for a protein of 77 amino acids. The record is from RefSeq and is a predicted model, not a curated record. Lineage: Eukaryota; Metazoa; Arthropoda; Insecta; Diptera; Drosophilidae. The transcript has 2 exons.
GCUGCUGCUGCUGUUGCUGUUGCUGGUGAUGUUGCUGUUGCUGCGUUGUUGCUUUUGGUGCUGAUGCGGCUGAAAGUGGUUAAUGAAAGAAGCACACACAAGAACACACACUCCUUCAUACACCCAGAUACAUGUAUACUCAAAUAUAUACAUAUAUACAUUUUUUUAUAUGGUAUAUGGCAGCAACAACCUUGAAAUGUAUCGCAGAGUCCAACGAACGAAUAUAAAAAAGGUUCUUUGGUUCUUUGGCUCUUUGGAUCUUAAUUUUUUUUGGUUUUUUUCUGCCACCAGAAUUCCUCAAGACCAAGAACAGUAAGUAACUGCUAAACGGGUAAGUAACCGCCAAUCCGGAUGAAUCUCUGGGGGAAUCGGCAGCUCCAGAAAGCAAAAGUGCUGCAUCGGAAGGUUUAUUUUUAAAACGGCAACAAAAAUGUUUCGAGUUCCCAGCCGGAAGUGCAGGAAGUGUUUUUUGGGCAGAGAAAGUUCCGACUGUUUUGAAUUAUAAAAGGGAUUACAGCCGGAAUCCAGAAUCAUUCCCAGCUUACCAGUUGCUUUGAAAAGCAUUCCUUCCCAACCUCAUACAAGAAAAAUGAAAGUAAUCAUGGUUAUGGCUUUCCUGGCUUCUUUGAGUCUCGCCCUGGCCAGGCCACAAGUGGGACAUGGCUCAGUCAAUGGACCCAGUGGCCGCUUCCCCAUGACCAAGAACUGGGCACUGCCACCUGUUGAUCUCCGAAAGCCAAUUAUUUUCCUGCCAGAAGCCACACCAAUUCAUGAAGUUCAGGAGUCACGAGCCGUUCAUACAAAACACCAAAAGACUGAUUAGUUUAUUCUUUAAAAUUGUUAAAUUAUUUUUGAAUAAUGUAUUAAUAUUAAAUAGUUAAUUUUUUAUACACGGAAAUAACUAUUCAACUUUUAUUUGUUGUUUAUGUUAUGUGUCUGGCACUAAACAUUGUGCGAAAAUGUUUGUUAAAAAGAUGAUACACCAGAGUUGGAUAUAUUUGUUAAAAUAUACACACGUAUAAAUGAAAAGUUUCUAUA